This is a messenger RNA of Vigna unguiculata (cowpea), 736 nucleotides long. Its product is annotated as ethylene-response factor C3 pseudogene. Lineage: Eukaryota; Viridiplantae; Streptophyta; Magnoliopsida; Fabales; Fabaceae. The record is from RefSeq and is a predicted model, not a curated record.
CCCUAUAUAACUAACCAACCAUAUUCCUCACACCCAUUCCAAACAAAUAUGAGUUCCUCAUUCUGUCACACCCACUACUCCCUUCCUUUCAACGAAAACGACUCUCAAGAAAUGCCGCUUUACGAAGUUCUCGCUCAGGCUGCUGCCGACACAACAACAUCAUCGUUAUCGUUAUCUCCGGUGUCUCAUGGUUCAAGUGUUGCCGUUGCCGUUGCCGAAGCAGAGGUUUCGAUUUCGUACAGAGGGGUUCGGCGGAGGCCGUGGGGGAAGUACGCGGCGGAGAUAAGGGACUCCACGAGGAACGGAGUGAGGGUUUGGUUGGGAACCUUCGACACUGCCGAGGCUGCUGCUCUGGCUUACGACCAGGCUGCGUUGGCCAUGCGAGGCUCCAUGGCAGUGCUCAAUUUCCCAGCUGAGAUGGUUUGGCAGUCGCUCCGGAAAAUGGAGUAUGGUUUUGACGAAGGGUGUUCCCCUGUUCUGGAGUUGAAAAAGAGACACUCCAUUAAUAGAAAAUGGGAGCGGAACAAGCUGAAGAAGAAGGUGCAGGACGAAGCAGGGGUUUCCCAAAAUGUGGUGGUGUUGGAGGACUUAGGAACAGAGUAUUUGGAACAUCUUCUUAGUCUCUCGCUGGAUAUGAAUGCUUCUUAGUCAACCCCUUCUCUUUCCACCGUCAUGGGUCAUGGGUUCCUCUAAUAUGAAUAAAUAAAUAAAAUCCUUUUCUCUGUUUUUUGUUUUA